AUGGCAAAUCGAGAUAAGAACAAAAAGAUUCUUUUGGAAUUAGUGAAGCUGCCAAAGAACAGCUGCUGUGCGGACUGCUGCGCACCGGAGCCAGAUUGGGCAUCGUAUACUCUUGGCAUGUUUGUUUGUCUGAAUUGCUCUGGAACUCAUCGCAAUCUUUCAAAUAUAAGCCGAAUAAAAUCCAUACGCUUGGACUUCUGGGAUGAUGAACUUGUAGAGUUCAUGAAAGCCCAUGGAAACCAAACUGCCAAAGACUUCUACGAAAAAUGUGUUCCCGUCUUCUAUUAUCAGCCUCAGCACAAUGACUGUGAGGUUCUAAGGGAGCAGUGGAUUAGAGCCAAGUAUGAAAGGCAGGAGUUUACAGAGGAAAAUAAGCUACGAGCCUACGCAUCAGGCAUAUAUGAAGGGGUGCUGUGGAAAAAAGGGAAGGACAAUGGACAGUUUUUGAAGAGGAAGUUUGUUCUAUCAGAGCAGGACUUCACCCUGAAGUAUUACAAGGAGGAUGAAUCUAAAGGUCCAAAGGCAGUUAUCUCUUUACAAAGUCUGAAUGCAACAUUACAGCCGCAGAAGAUUGGACAUCCUCAUGGCCUACAGCUCGCUUACAGUGUGGAUGACCACACCCGAAACAUCUUUGUUUACCAUGAAAGUGGGCAGGAGAUUGUAAAUUGGUUUAAUGCAAUAAGGGCUACCCGUUUUGUCUACCUGAAGACAGCGUUCCCUACAGCUUCUGAUACAGAGUUAAUCCCAUGGAUUACCAGAAACUACAUUAAAGAAGGUUACAUGGAAAAAACAGGUCCUUCGCAACGAGAGCCAUUCAAGAAGAGAUGGUUUAUCUUGGAUGCCCUUGACAGGAAAUUACUAUAUUUUAAAAAUGAGCUGGAUGCUGUGGAGCUUGGGGUCAUUUUUAUUGGGACAGAGAAUCAUGGGUAUUCAGUGAGCGAGUGUGUGCCUAAAGGGACCAGAGGAAACAAGUGGAAGUGUGGAAUUUCAGUGGAGACUCCGGACCGGAAGUUUGUAUUCAUGUGUGAACAGGAACAGGAGCGGAGGGAGUGGAUAGGGGCCUUAAGACAGAUCAUCUCAAAGCCAAUGCUCCCUCAGGAUUACACCAGGGAGGCUGAUAUCCGUAGGAGAAGAUGACCAGGCAUUAUUAGAAGGAAUGUUCAAAGGUGUGGUAGGGAGGAUCAGACAUAUACUUCAAAGACUGACAUCAGAUGCCAAGCACAACUGAGAAAAAGCAUUAUGCCUGUUUAAACUGAAUCUUUUCAUGGAGUUACUUUAGAGUUUUGGUAUACAAGAUACAAGGCAGUCACUGGCACUGCAUACUUCUCUGCCGAGGUUUUGUAUGAACCACAGAAUUACCUGACUGAAAUCAUUAUUAUUUUUAAUAUUAUUGUAAUUAUUUUGCAUAUAUUUAAUAAAUGUU
Trichomycterus rosablanca is the source of this 1423-nucleotide messenger RNA. RefSeq names its product ArfGAP with dual PH domains 2 (gene adap2). Gene Ontology annotation, molecular function: phosphatidylinositol-3,4,5-trisphosphate binding; phosphatidylinositol bisphosphate binding; GTPase activator activity. Gene Ontology annotation, cellular component: plasma membrane; cytoplasm; intracellular membrane-bounded organelle. Lineage: Eukaryota; Metazoa; Chordata; Actinopteri; Siluriformes; Trichomycteridae. The coding region runs from base 1 to 1137 and encodes 378 amino acids. Gene Ontology annotation, biological process: positive regulation of GTPase activity; heart development. The record is from RefSeq and is a predicted model, not a curated record. The transcript has 11 exons.